AUCGUCACAAUCUGACACGUUACCACAUCUCACCGAGAAGGCCGUCCUUGUCUCAGUCUUCGCGUUUGUUUAUAAACAUAUAGAGAGAUAAGAUCAAGAAAGAGUAGUUAGUAUUCGUCGCUCUGUAUAUUAUAAUCUUCCCAAACAAAGUUGGCGUUGCUCACCAACGACCUGAUUUCUCUACUUUAAGACAUAACUCGUGUUCGUUUCAUCUAGCAGAACAGAGUUAUAACGAGCUUUUCUUUGUUUGUCUUCGGGUUUUGAGGUGAAAAUGGAGAACAAGACCGAUCAUGGAAACGAAGAUGGUCCGAAACAUAGCCAAGUGGUGAAGAUAAAGAAAGAAUUUGAAAAGAUAAGGCAGCCAUCGCUGCAGCAACCGGAGAUGAGAAGGGUCCUCGCCGAGAUCAAGAGACGUCAACGUUCACGUUCACCACUCGGCUUAGGUGAGAGAUCUAUUCCCGUUGGGAACUGAUCUCACCUUUGUAACUUAGAGAGAUGUAUAUAAUACUAGUGGUUGACGAAGAACCUCCUUACGAGAGAGGUUCUUAAUACUUAGUGUCUUGCAGACUUUCUUGUGUAUAUGUCUUCAUGUAAAUACUCUUUGGUAUGAAUAUGAUCUAUGAAUCUCCCUUCUUUGCA
Molecule: messenger RNA, 639 nt
Organism: Brassica napus (rape)
Lineage: Eukaryota; Viridiplantae; Streptophyta; Magnoliopsida; Brassicales; Brassicaceae
Exons: 1
Coding region: 272-472 (66 amino acids)
Source: RefSeq, a predicted model, not a curated record